Molecule: messenger RNA, 1842 nt
Organism: Closterium sp. Naga37s-1
Lineage: Eukaryota; Viridiplantae; Streptophyta; Zygnematophyceae; Desmidiales; Closteriaceae
Source: the annotation of a GenBank genome assembly
AUGAGCCAGUUGAGAUCUCUUCUGACUCCUCUGACUCAGCUGAGGGGGGUGAUGCCGUCGCCGACGACACGGCGACCACUCGCCACACUCCUCGCUUGGAGACCCCCCCGGGUUUCCCGCCUCGGCCGUCUUCGCCACCUCCGCAGCCUGCUGCUGUGGACUCUUGAGCUGAGGCUGCUGGAGCUGGGCCUGGGAGUGCCUUCUGCAGUGGACACUGGAGCUGAGACUGAGGGUCAUGAGCCUGCGGGUGCUGGGACUGAGCGUACUGAGCCUGCGGGUGCUGGGACUGAGCGUACUGAGCCUGCGGGUGCUGGGACAGAGAGAACUGAGCCUGCGAGUGCUGGGACUGAGGGCACUGAGCCUGCGUGUGCUGGGACUGAGGGUACUCAGCCUGAGGGUACUGAGCCUGGGGGUACUGAGACUUUGGGUGCUGACUCUGGGGGUGCUGAGACUUCGGGUGCUGACUCUGGGGGUGCUGCGAGUCCUUCUGGAGGUACUGGAGCUACUAGGCCUGGAGGUACUACUGGAGGUACUGGAGCUGCUACUGGUGCUGGAGGUGCUAGAGCUACCACUACUGGAGGUACUGGAGCUGGACAGCCACCGCAGCCUGCUCUACUUGAGACGCUCUCGCCGCAGGCGAUUCGUGCGUGGUUUGUUCGGCGAGGCAGUCCUGGUGGUGGAGGGUACGGUACUAGAGGUACUGCUGGCGCUGGAGGUGCUGCUGGUGCUGGGGGUACUGGAGCUGCUGCUGGUGCUGGAGGUGCUGGAGGUGCUGGAGGUGCUGACCCUGGAGGUGCUGGUGCUGGAGGUACUGGAGGUGCUCGAGCUACUGGUCCCGGAGGUGCUCGUACUGGAGGUGCUGGAGCUGGAGGUGGAGGCACUGGAGGUGCUGGAGGUACAAGUGGUGCUCGAGGUGCUGGCGCUGUCGGAGCUCGUGGUGCUGGAGUUGCUGGUGCUACUGGUGCUGGAGGUGUUGCUGGGGGUACUGGAGGAGCUGCUUGUGCUGGAGGUACGGGAGCUACUGGUGCUCUUCGCCACCUUCUCAGUCUUCCGCCAGGUGCUACUGGCUUCCCUAUGGCAGGUACUACUCCUCCGUUGCUGUGUCCACUGGCGGACCAGUCACAGCCACCGCUGCUACCACAAUCCCCACUGCCUGCUCCUGCUCCUUACACUGCGGUGUCAGAGUCCCUGACUGAGCGUCGAGAGCCUGAGACUCGUGCUUCCACCCCUGAGCGUCGAGAGCCUGAGUCUAGUUUUGACCUUGAGCCUGAGCCUAGAGCUGCUCUCCGUGCUCGUGUUCCUCGUGUUCGUCGUCAGCGUGCUCCGGCUGUCCCCGGCACUCACGAUAUGACACUCCGUCCUUCCUCUGUUCCUCGGUGUGUUGUACUACCGUUACCUCCUGCGUCCUCUCUGCCUGACGUUGCUGACCCUCCGUCUGACCUUGCUCGUGCGUCCAGUCCGACUGUUACUCGCCUUCUUGCUACGGUUGUGACGGACCCUACGUUCUCGUCUCCUGCUGCGUCUGCCCUAGUAGCUGAGCUCGUUGACUUUGCUGCUGUGUACCGCCUAGACUACCUUGCGAGUCUUGUCUCUGACCCUGUCCCUGCUUGUCCUCCGUCCGUUGGGGGUGAGACUGCUCUUGGCUGUACUGCCCUUGGCUGUGACGUUCUUGAGGACAGACAGGAGGAGCUGGAGUGCCUUGCUGCCGCUUCACCCCAUCACGCGACCAUGCUGCUUGCCCCUGAGGGAGACCCGGAUGCACUUGGCAUCCCCACCCGCGCUCCUACAGGGAGGCGAUUUCGGCUCAGCGUGACUACGAGCUGCACUCCCUUGACUUCUUGA